AUGGCUUCUGCUUUCCACCCAGGCAAGCGCCUGUCGUUCAACCGCGACCUCUGCACCGUGCGCUAUGUCGGCCAGGUGCAAGGCACCAAAGGCGAAUGGCUGGGCGUCGAGUGGGACGACCCGACGCGUGGGAAACACGACGGCUCCCACGCCGGCGUGAGGUAUUUUGAAUGCCGGAGAAAACACCCGACUGCGGGCUCCUUCGUGCGUCCCAAUCGCCCGUCUGACCCGCCCGUGUCCUACGUCGAAGCCCUGAAGCAGAAAUACGCCUCCGAGCCCGUCGAGGAUCCGAGUGUCUCAAACAUUGACAUUGUGGUAUUCGGAAAGGCACCCGAAAAUGUCCCGGUGAAUUCGGCCGGCAAGGUCAUCAUGAUCAGCGGCAAGGAGGCUGAGGAAGUGGGCUUCGACAAGAUUCGGAAGAAACUUGCAAACCUGAAGGAACUCCGCAUCGUGCUACUUGAUGGAAUGUGCAUGGAAAGGCCUUUUUCCAAGCUUUUCGAACAAGCUGGCGAGAUGGCCGUUGACCAGCUGACGGACGUCAAGGAUGCAUCGCCUAGCAUCCAGGAAUUGGACCUAAGCCGGAACCUAUUCGAGGAGUGGAGGGAGGUGGCAUCGAUAUGUGUCCAGCUCGAGAGCCUGAGGCGGCUUAAGGUGGACGGCAACCGACUCAGAGACCUCGAACUCGAUGGCUGUCUAUCGUCGGCGUUUACCCACGUCUCAACUCUGAGCCUCGAGGAUACUCUGCUGAGCUGGGAGGAUGUGACAAACAUGUGCUCCGCAUUACCGAGCCUGGCAACAUUGAGCCUCACCAGCAACGCAUUCGACAAGCUGGGGCAGACCUCUCUGCCAUCAACCAUCACCGAGCUUAUUCUGGAGAAGAACUACUUCCGCUCACUGGACGAUCUCCGGUGUCUAACGAAGCUGCCCAACCUUCGAUCGCUCAAGCUGAAGAACAACUUGAUUUCAGGGAUUCUCGGUCCCCAUUCAGCGGGCGGGGAGCCCCUGGUGUUUUCUGAUAGCGUCUCAGAAGUCGAUCUUGUACAUAACUCCAUCGAGGAUUGGGCUUUCAUUGAUAACCUUCCUUCCGUCUUCCCGGGUCUUACAUCCCUUCGGAUUUCCAGCAACCCUCUCUACCACGGCCUACAGGCGGUUGAUGGCAAGCCCCUAACGGCAGACGAUGGCUACAUGCUUACGAUAGCGCGUCUGGGAAAGCUCAAGAUCAUGAAUUUCAGCACGAUCUCCGCAAAAGAACGGCUCAAUGCCGAGACUUAUUACCUUUCCCAAAUCGGCGCCGAGUUGUCCAGCGCACCCGAGGGCCAAGAAUCGAAGGUGAUCGCUACACAUGGGCGAUACUCGGAGUUGUGUGCUGAGUACGGGGAGCCUACGAUCGUCCGUUUGGAUGCCAGUGCGGUGAAACCCAACUCUCUUGCAGCCCGGCUGAUAAAGUUCACCUUCUACCCUGGAAACUCGGUCAAGGCGAAGCUCGGAGCCAGCAGGGGAGCAGCUGAGGAGUUCAGCGCUGAGCUGCCCCGCAGCUUCACUGUUUAUAGUAUGCUUGGAGUAGUGGGCAAGCGGCUCGCGAUGGCGCCACUUGAGCUGCGGCUGUUCUGGGAGACAGGAGACUGGGUGCCGGUAGGGGAGGAGGUCGCAGCGGGGGGUGAGGAAUGGGACUCGAGCGACGACGAGGAUGGCAAGGCGGGCGAAGGGAAGGUGGUUCGAGAGGUGGAGUGGGUUGCGGGGACGAAGAUGGUGGGGACGUGGGUCGAGGGAAUGGAGGCGCGGGUGCGGAUCGAGGUUCAGUAG
This is a messenger RNA of Diplodia corticola, 1803 nucleotides long. Its product is annotated as tubulin-specific chaperone e. The record is from RefSeq and is a predicted model, not a curated record. Bases 1 to 1803 code for a protein of 600 amino acids. The transcript is spliced from 3 exons. Lineage: Eukaryota; Fungi; Ascomycota; Dothideomycetes; Botryosphaeriales; Botryosphaeriaceae.